Molecule: messenger RNA, 864 nt
Organism: Mycotypha africana
Lineage: Eukaryota; Fungi; Mucoromycota; Mucoromycetes; Mucorales; Mycotyphaceae
Product: spinocerebellar ataxia type 10 protein domain-containing protein
Exons: 4
Coding region: 151-798 (215 amino acids)
Cellular component (GO): cytosol
Molecular function (GO): protein binding
Source: RefSeq, a predicted model, not a curated record
AGUGAGAAAGAUCCAAUCAGUGACCAUCAGAUUAUUUUACUGAAAUUUCUCGACUCCAAAAUACACAGUUAUCUAGACAAGUAUCAUAACCAGUUUCCCGACUUUGUUCAAUUUAAGGAGCUUCAACUUCUUGUUCAUGAACUGGUGUUGAUGGGCAAACAAGUGGUGGAUAUCAUUGAAUCCGUCAGACAAAAGCAAGAUGGCAGUUCGUUGCAACCAGAUCAGAUAUCCAACAUCUACACAGCUAUUAUCUUAUUGCUGCAGAUUUUGAACCCUCUUUUAGUGCUUGAUAUAGAGCAGCAACAACAGAAGAAUGUAAAGAGCUUAUUGAUAAAAGCAAACGCAUUGACCCUUAUGCUAGAUGUAUUGGGUCAGCUUGAGUCCGUCAAAUUGUCACCAGAACAAGCAACGGCAAAAGAAGAAACGAAGAAUCCGGAAAUUGGGUUCCAUUAUCUGAAACGAGAAUGCAUCAGACUGUUAGCUACACUUACAUUCAAAGACAAAAAAAUACAGGAUGAGAUCCGUGAAAAGGGAGGUAUACCACUUAUUCUCAAUCAAUUGAAAAUUGAUGAUGCCAAUCCAUAUCUUCGUGAAUAUGCAACCUUGGCCUUGCGUAACGUCAUGGAGAACAAUCCUAAAAAUCAAGCGAUCAUAGCUGAAUUACGGCCAGAGGAAGUAGUUCAGAGUAAAGAGCUAGAUGACAUGGGCAUUGUGCCUGAACUGAGAGAGGAUGGAAAAGUACAUAUUAAAUCUACUAAAAAUAGUCUUCGAAAACUUGAAGGAGACAGAAAAGCUUAAAAAAGCUUUUUUUUUGUAUAUUUCUGACUUUGACAAUAAACCAAAGACUGAGUUUCAUUUGUUUGA